AUGGCCACCGUUCCGUGCAUCAUGCCCAACAACAGCCGCGACGGUUUCCGGGGCAUGCAGGCCAUUGUCGGGCAAAGCUGCCGUGUGACGUUCACGGACGAUGGCCAGUGGCUGGUGACUGGGGACCAGCAGUGGUUCAUCUUCUUACUGGAUUCGAUUUCGGGCGGUUUUCGUGGUGCUCAAGAAAUUGCCAGCUUCGAAAAUGGACGAUUCCAUGUGAAGCAAACCUUCCAGUCUUUGCCACUAGGCUCAAUGUUCCAGAUGUGGCCGCAGAUGACGAUCCGACAAAUUUGCUGGACGACGAAAGAUGCCCUGCCGCCAAUGACCGACACAGGCUCCCCAGCCUUGCAAGAAAGCACCUCCCGACUGAAGCCGUUGCGGACGCCCAAACAAGUGGAGCUGCCGCCAAUGACCGACACAGGCUUCCCAGCCUUGCAUGAGAGCACCUCCCGACUGAAGCCGUUGCGGACGCCCAAACAAGUGGAUGAUUUGGAUAUACAGGCAGCCGAGCGGUUGCUUCAAAAGUGGACCGGCAACAACAGUCUCUUUGCAGCCAUGAAGCUGUGGAAUGCGGUCCGCAAGCCCAGAGGAAGCUGUGCUCUGCAAGAAUGUCUCCAUAAAGAUGCUAAUCACGCCGAGAGCCUCGCGCAAGCCUUACUGUUCCACGCUCGACAUCUUGACGUCCCACUGGCCGACAUUGCCCAGGACCAGCAUGGAAAUUUUUGCCUACAGCUGGUCCUGUGUCUGACGGGAAGCGAGACCACCGGCAAGCUCUUCGACGCCUUGUUGCCCCAAGCCAUCAGCCUGGCCAAAGACAGUCGCGGAUGUCGCGUUUUACAACGCGCCGUGUGCGGAAACAAUUGUGCAACCAGUCAAGCCGAAUUGGGCAGCACCUUCUUGAAGCACGACAUCAACACGCUCUUGAAAGACCGCUAUGCGAAUUUCGUGGUGCAAACCUUGGUCCUCGCCCUGGACGACCUGAGCUUGCUGCGCGUCUUGCUACUGGAGAUCCUGACUGAUUCGAUGCUGGCCUGGAUGCUGGGAAUCUGGCAAACUGGCGGCAAAGCCAACAAAGCAGACAGAAAGCUGUACUUGCACGCAUGGCUGCUGCUGCGACAUGUUGCCGAGUCUGGAGGCCAAAGUGCAGGCUGCGUCCUGGAAAUUUUGAACGAUUCCGAAGUGUUUGCCAACGGUGCAAACUCGAACUUCAAGACAGCAUUGACGGCUAAAGAGCGCACAUGA
Messenger RNA from Symbiodinium sp. CCMP2592, 1242 nucleotides. The record is from the annotation of a GenBank genome assembly. Lineage: Eukaryota; Dinophyceae; Suessiales; Symbiodiniaceae.